UUUCAGCUGCUCACUUUGUAAAAACUCAGAAGGACGCUUGAAAAUAUGCCAGGUGGAACACUUUGCCAGGUGCAGAAUAUAUCGACACAUACAACGCGGGAAACAGGGGAGUUGAAAGUUUUGAAAACAACGACAGCUAAUGCCAACGUGCAGCCUGAUGGGAAUAAACAAAGAGAAACAAAAACUGGGAAUCAGAAUGUGAAGAGGAAUUUAUUAGACACUGAAGGGAAGUUGGACGAAACGAAGGUUCUAAAGGCGGAACUUCUACAUCAUAAACCGAACACUAUUGAGGCUGCGGUACAGACCGACGUAAUAGUUGACAUUAAGUUGCCGAAACUAACAGCUGAAGAUCUGAGGUCGCCAGAAGUUAGUGCAAAUUAUUGGCGCCGAUUGGCGGAGCGAUUGUACACUGAAAAUGAACGAGAAGCAAAACUAAAUUUUGAAUUAUCGAUUCGUCUUGCCAAACUGAAUGAAGAAAUUAUGGAGGAAGAGGAAGAUUAUCUGGCACUUAAAAAUUAUAUUUCCACUGAAGGAAAUAUCGAGUAUUUUAGCGGAUCUGAAUUCAACAGAAAUGAGGAAGCUGAAAGAGAUGCAGAUAAAAAUGGCGAUCAUGUUCCGGAAAAUUAUAUUCCAUUAUGAGUGAUAUACAGCACAA
This is a messenger RNA of Loa loa (African eye worm), 655 nucleotides long. RefSeq lists its product as hypothetical. The coding region runs from base 46 to 639 and encodes 197 amino acids. The record is from RefSeq and is a predicted model, not a curated record. Lineage: Eukaryota; Metazoa; Nematoda; Chromadorea; Rhabditida; Onchocercidae. The transcript has 4 exons.